UUAGUGCUAUGUCUACAUGCAUUUUGUUGGCUUUGCUUGGAGUUGGAUAUUAGUAUUUUAGUGAGGGGAAGUUAGGACUCAAGUGCAAAAUUCAACAUAUAAAAUGGAGAGGAGGGGAAGGAAUAGGAACCAUGUCAAGAUGGUGGAUUGGAAGACCUUGAUUUGCUUCAAGCAAUCCUUCGUCCUCCCAACUAAGUGGUUCCUUCUCAAGCUUACUUCACAUUCAAGGCACAAAUCCAAAGGAAAUGGGCAUGGAUUGGUGAGCUUGUACAAAGACAUGGAGUCCUGUGGGGAAUAUGAAGAUAUAAGAGUGAUGUGGGAGAUUAUUCACUCUUGUCAACAGAAUGCAAACAACACUAUAAGGAGGAGGAAGUGGUCGUCUUCUUAUUGGAGAUUGUGUCUUCAGCCACAUAAGUUUUGUCCUUCCUUUUCAAAAGACUUGGCGUUUGGUUAACCAGCCAUGAACCUUAGCUUUGAUUCUGCAGGAUGUCACAUGUAAAUACCAGUAAUUUGAAUGACCAUAGAUGAUAUAGUUGCUCUUGAUUUUUCAUUUUUAGCGUCUUUCGAGCGUCACACUUUGUAAUUUCAGAACAGCAAAACGAGAUUAUUUCGAAUAAAAGCAUAUAACAAGGUCCACUUAAUCACUACAGAACUUGGUUUAAUUUGUAUACAUAGCCAUAGACUCGUAGGAUAACUAGAACGUUUACACUGCUCAACUGAUCUUUAACUACAUAAGUUGGAGGCGAUGAAACCCUCGAACCAACGAUUUGCGAUGCGGUAAGUCUACUCUGACAUGUCAAAGGCGCCUAUCUGAGAUCAUA
Malus domestica (apple) is the source of this 821-nucleotide messenger RNA. The record is from RefSeq and is a predicted model, not a curated record. NCBI's taxonomy places the organism in Eukaryota, Viridiplantae, Streptophyta, Magnoliopsida, Rosales, Rosaceae.